Molecule: messenger RNA, 1949 nt
Organism: Eubalaena glacialis (North Atlantic right whale)
Lineage: Eukaryota; Metazoa; Chordata; Mammalia; Artiodactyla; Balaenidae
Gene: SECTM1
Product: secreted and transmembrane 1
Exons: 5
Coding region: 132-791 (219 amino acids)
Biological process (GO): immune response
Molecular function (GO): cytokine activity
Source: RefSeq, a predicted model, not a curated record
CAGCGCACAGACGAGCUGCAGCUGCGGGCGUGGAUGAGCCGGGCGCAUCGGGACCCUGGACUCAGGGAGUGUCCCAAAAACCACUAAGGAAGACGAGGGACCCCUGAGGCCUGCUCCCCGUCCUGCCGGCCAUGUCGACCUCGGCAUCUCCCCUACCCGCUCCCAGCAUACGCUGGGCCCUCCUGCUCUUGGCCAUCUCUGGGAGUGCUCAGAGUGGAGACUGGGACAGCCCCAGCUGCACCGAGGACGCUGUUUCUGUGUUCAGGGGCAAGCCAGCCAUGAUGGCCUGCAACAUCUCCAACCUCUUCUCCCACAUCAACAUCUCCCUGCGAACCUACCACGGGGAGAGCUGGCAGCUCGUCUUCAGUGUAAAGGCCCCAGGAAACUUCUGCCAGGGUGGAUGGCAGCUCUGGGUUCAAGGGGGCGAGGCGCACCUGACGAUUGAAAAAGCCCAGGACACCCAGGCAGGGCAGUACAGGUGGAGUCUUGUGGGGCUCCAGAGAAACUUCAAAAUCACCACCCUGAACGUCUCAGAGCCCCAAGACACACUCUUCACACCUUCCCAGGGCCCGGAGAUGCUGCUCCCCAAUCUCAAGCCUGACCCCGAAGACAAGAGCCAGGUCCAGGUGGUCCUCCCCAUCCUCGCCCUGGUCGCCCUCUCCGUCCUUCUGGUCUGCUUGCUGGCCUGGUGCAGAAGGUCUGGCUCCCCAAAGUUCUCCAAGCUCCAGCAGGUAUGGGCCCCUGUGCCUGGUCUGUGGGCCGAGCAGGGGGUCUUGGAUGGGGUCUUCUGAGACUCAGCAUGGACACUCAGCCCCAUGGCCUUGUACCCACCGGGGCUAGUGGGAGAGUGGGGAGCGUGCAAGGUCGCAGAGUGCUGGUGCCCCUCCCCCAGAGGACCCCAGCCCACUAUGGCAGUUCCAGGCCCAGAACACAGAUGCCCCACUCCCAGCCAGACCACCGGGUCCCCACUGUCCCCAGGACACCCUGGAGGAUGGCAUGGGGGGAGCUGGACUUCCUGCUCCUUCCAGGAGACCUACGAUGUGUGGGCAGUUGGUGUGUCCUCAGGUGUGCCUGUAGGCACAGGUGUCUGCCGAUGGCUCUCUUCCCUCCCUCCCUCUCUCCCCAGAUAAGGAGGCUCUGAGCCAGAGUGGGGAGUUCUGUGCACCACGCUCUGCACUACACAGAGGGAAAGUGAGGGGAGGACCAGGCCGAGGACUAGGAAGCCUGGCAGCGUCCUGGCCUCUCCCUGACAGGCAAGCCGAGGAGGGCUCUUCAGCAGCUCCUGUGGCCAAAAGUGCAAAAGUUUCAAGUUCCAAAGCACUUGACCCAGCAGGACCCUCCCCCUCCUCUGCUCCAUCCAGGCCUCUUGGCCUGGGCUCCUUCCUGGGGCAGGAGGGCCAUGCUGCUGUCACCUCGGAGACACCCCAGUCUGGGGUCCUGUGUUGAUCGUGGACACCCUCCUGUCUUUGGACUAUGAACAAGAACAAGUUUUGGGGACCCUCCUGCCAGCAGUUGUGGUGCCAGGAUGCGGGGAUCAGGGGCCUGAGAUGGCGCGCGGGCCCCUCUUCCACCACCAGGGGGUAGAGCAGCCCCUCUGGAAGGGAAGCAGGACAGGUGGCUGCUGGGGACCUGUGUCCAGCCCCCUGGUCUCCCCUAGCCCUGGGGCUCCCCUCCCCCGCAUCUGCCCCACCUGCUGGCUCUUCUAGGUCCCAAACCCAUUUAUGCCAGAUGUCUUCAUGAUCAAAACUGUGUAACUCCACUGAGUGUGUUCUUUUUUUUGGCAGGGGUUGGUGGGGUAGGUCUUUUUUCUUCCUUUCCUCUUUUGUUCUCUUCUCUUAUGAUUUGAUGACUGUCUUUAGUGUUGUGUUUGAAUUCCUUUUUCUUUUUUGUGUGUGUAUCUAUUAUAGAUUUUUGGUUUGUGGUUACCAUGAGGUUUUGAUAUAGCAGUC